AUGGUGGAUCUCAUCUACCGAUUCAAGCGGUACAAUCUUGGGACGAAGCUCAACUUGAACUUCAUUGCCGAUCCUCCUCCCCUUCCCGAAGGCGUUACAGAAGAAAUGAUUGAGGAGUACGAGGGGGAAGACGCUCCGGAGGAGCCUGAAGCCACUGGUGCCGAAGGGGCGGAUGCCGAGGGCCCUAUAAAGGUCAAUAAGGUCCACGAAGUUGUCCCUUAA
Molecule: messenger RNA, 222 nt
Organism: Prunus armeniaca (apricot)
Lineage: Eukaryota; Viridiplantae; Streptophyta; Magnoliopsida; Rosales; Rosaceae
Source: the annotation of a GenBank genome assembly